GGGGCUGGAACAUUGGCCGGGCCGUCGAUCUGGGUGCGCGCAUCUGCAGUGUCCGUUCCACGUGGUCCCGAUCACUUGGCAGCUCGACGAUCUCAGAUCAGAAUAGAAUAGAAGGCCUCGGGCCUAGGCCCCGAAAUCUCCGCCCGCAAAUGACAAGCCUCGUCCCACUUCACCUUCUAAUCGUGGAUUUUGAAAUUUCCCGUCCCACUUUACAAGAGGAAGACGAAGAAGAAGAAGUUGUUAUUGUAUCGUCCUCUCAAGAACCAAAUUCCAUCACUUUGGCAAACCCGAAAAGUGAUCGAGGAGAAUUCCUGUUCGUGUUCUCAUCGUGUUCAAAGGGACAGGGAUUUUUCUAUGUUUGAGAAAUGUUGCGAUGAUCGACGCAUGCGUGCAUGGCUAACCUGCGCGUGACGAGAAUGAAAGAAUCUGGAUAGAAUUGGGGUUUGGCUGGCCACUGGUCUCUCCCAUUCAUUGCCCUCGUCGACGAAAGCAAGAAAAAAAGAAAAAAAGAAAGAAAUUAAUCCACUUUGGCGAUCUUGCUCGUUCACUUUUUAGGGCCUCAAUGAUGCUAGCCACUUGGGCCGGUGUACCAACUUCGCAUCUAACUUCAUGGUUGAUUGCGGAUUUCUUUCCUCGACAUCGAUGAAGUCGUCAACGAAAGAUGAACACCGCUUCUCCACACUUUUGCCGGAAAAAUCAGCGCGGCUCGUUAAGUGAUCCCACGAGGCAGUAAUCGAAUUACACUACACCAUCAAUCUUGAAGCUUUGCCGAAUCUCGAUUCCACGAUUCGUCACUUCGUACGUUCAAGAUCUCGUCCGCAGCACGAAGGUGCAAGAAAUGAGGUUCACUCUCCUCUCCGGCCUCCCCGUGCUGUUCUUGUAGCAUGCUUCAUCAAUUGCCCAUGUUCUUGUAAACGUCUAAAGAUAGAGUGGCAGUAACUGUAUUGAGGGCAGCGGAGACGAGGAGAUGGAACACUUAGAGACCACUUAUUGCACGCUUAUCCCGAUGGCGCGUUCACACACGACAGAGAUCGUCGUGAAUUCCUAGGGAGCUCCGAUCGCUUCCAUUCCCUGAAGAAGGACACUCUGCUGCUGCUGCUGCCGGGAGACGGAGAGCAGAGCAGUCGAAUCUCGCCUCUCUGAGCUGAGCGCGUGGCUGGAGAUCAGCUAGGUCGGUUUCGAAGAGCGGACGAGCGCAGCGGCAGUCGAUUUCUCGGGAGUGAGAUCGAGAGCGCGGAGCACCUUGUUGUCAUUCCGACCUUUGUAAAUUGCGAGGAUUUGAAAUUUACUCGGAAGGAAUAAUGGCUGCCGGAGCGGCCAUUCUCGCUUCUAGCCCUGUAGUGCAGCCCCUCUCGCUGCUGGACUUGAGUCGAAGGGCGUGUAGUGCACCAGCCAAGGCUUCUCUGGUUGGAUUUCAAGGCCUGAGGAAGGAGAAUGCCGUCCUUUCGAGGUCUUGUGGAGUAAACUCAACCAGCUCAUCGCCAUUCUGCAAGAGGCACAGCCUUGUGAAGAGCGGGAAGGAUCUGAGACAAUUGAGAGUGGAAGCUUCUGCAAAUGGAGGGCCUCAAUCCUUUGAUUACGAUGUGAUCAUCAUCGGUGCCGGUGUAGGAGGUCAUGGUGCUGCCCUUCAUGCGGUCGAAAAGGGUCUGAAGACAGCAAUUAUUGAAGGGGAUAUCGUUGGCGGGACUUGCGUCAACAGAGGUUGCGUCCCCUCCAAAGCAUUGCUCGCCGUGAGUGGUCGCAUGCGUGAGCUUCAAGAUGAGCACCAUUUGAAGGCGCUCGGCAUUCAGGUUGAUGCAGCAAAAUUUGACCGGGCAGCCGUUGCAGCGCAUGCAGACAAUCUUGCAACCAAAAUUCGUGGAAAUUUGACAAAUUCAAUGAAAGGACUUGGAGUAGAUAUAUUGAUUGGUGUUGGAACUAUCAUGGCCCCGCACAAGGUCAAAUACGGCAAGAUCGGAUAUCCCGACAAAAUCGUCACUGGCAAGAACAUCAUCAUUGCUACUGGCUCCGUUCCAUUUGUGCCCCCAGGCAUUGAAAUUGACGGAAAGACUGUUUUCACCAGUGACCAUGCUCUGAAGUUAGAGUGGAUUCCGGACUGGUUGGCUAUCGUAGGGAGUGGUUAUAUCGGUCUGGAGUUUAGCGAUGUCUACACCGCCCUAGGGAGUGAAGUUACCUUCAUCGAAGCUCUCGAUGGGUUGAUGCCAGGUUUUGAUCCCGAGAUUGGGAAACUGGCCCAGAGGGUACUCAUCAACCCUCGCAAGAUCGACUGGCACACUGGUGUGUUAGCGAAGAAGAUUACUCCUGCCAAAGAUGGAAGACCUGUGACCAUUGAACUCGUAGACACCAAGACAAAGGAGCCGAAGGAGGUUCUGGAGGUAGAUGCCGCCCUUAUUGCCACCGGAAGAGCACCCUUCACCAAGGGACUGGGAUUGGAAAAUGUCAAGGUAGAGACUCAGCGUGGUUUCGUUCCUGUUGAUGAGCGAAUGCGAGUGCUGGAUGCAGCGGGCAAUGUUAUAAGUGGACUUUUCUGUAUUGGAGAUGCCAACGGCAAGAUGAUGUUGGCCCAUGCUGCAAGUGCUCAAGGAAUUUCUGUCGUGGAGCAGAUCGCAGAUAACGAUAACGUCUUGAACCAUCUCAGCAUACCAGCCGCAUGUUUCACUCAUCCUGAAAUCAGUAUGGUUGGGCUUACCGAACCUCAAGCAAGGAAGAAAGCCGAAGAUGAGGGUUUUGAAGUGCUUAUAGCGAAGACCAGCUUCAAGGCCAAUACCAAAGCUCUUGCCGAGAACGAGGGAGAGGGUAUAGCCAAGCUAAUUUAUCGACCAGAUACAGGAGAGAUUCUGGGAGUGCACAUUCUUGGGUUGCACGCAGCUGAUCUUAUUCAUGAAGCUUCAAAUGCUAUCGCAAUGGGCACUUCUAUCAAGGACAUUAAGUUCGCUGUGCACGCACAUCCAACAUUGUCUGAGGUGCUUGAUGAGCUAUUCAAGUCUGCCAAGGUUGGUGAGCACGCUCCCGUACCUGUAAAGUCAGAUCCCGUACCCGUUUAAAGUAGCUCUCUAGGACACAUUGCUUGCAAUUUGCAGGCCGGCCUUUAGGAACUUCGCCUACAUUAGAGUUUUUACUUACCGUGCUGGACUAGCUCGUAUAACGAAGUGAAUUUGGAGUUUUUGAUCUGAAUUGGCGAACGCAUCACAUCUUAGACUUGGAAGGCGUCAUGAAUGAAGGACUUUUUCUUACAUUAUUCUUGGGAGGUGUGGAGUUGUAGGCAAUCUCCUCAUAUCACAGAAAGUAGUCCAUAUGCAGAUAAUUCUUUUCCAGAUUCAUAAUCUUUUACCUGUGGAAUGUCAAAAUGGGCCAAGUGAAGGCACUGCCCUUCGACACCACAAUCUAUAAAAUUCUUCCCG
Marchantia polymorpha subsp. ruderalis is the source of this 3401-nucleotide messenger RNA. NCBI's taxonomy places the organism in Eukaryota, Viridiplantae, Streptophyta, Marchantiopsida, Marchantiales, Marchantiaceae. The record is from the annotation of a GenBank genome assembly.